Molecule: messenger RNA, 9228 nt
Organism: Ictalurus punctatus (channel catfish)
Lineage: Eukaryota; Metazoa; Chordata; Actinopteri; Siluriformes; Ictaluridae
Gene: rbm33a
Product: RNA binding motif protein 33a
Exons: 19
Coding region: 160-3396 (1078 amino acids)
Molecular function (GO): RNA binding
Source: RefSeq, a predicted model, not a curated record
GUCCGCCAUGUUUGUGUAUGACUUCAGCCUCGUCUUUGCAUAAAUACACUCACCUCCCCUUCGAGUCCCCCAAAAAACACCCCGCUAGCACCUGUUCCAAUGCACUUAUCCACCUUUUAAAGGAAAUAAACACCCUGAAGACAUCUGCCGUCCUUUGUGAUGGCGGCCAGUGCCCGAGAUGAGGAGUUUCAUGAGUAUGAUAAACCGGGAGCUGAGAGGUCGAGGAGGAGGAGAGGAGGAGAUGAUGAUGAUGAUCUGGACAGUGAUUUGGAAGGCGACCUGCUUGAGGAGGACUGGCUUUCAUCCAAGAAGAAUCCAUCAGAGCUGUCGGACGAGGAGCUGAACGACGACCUGCUGCAAAGUGACGAGGAAGAGCAGAACACCAGUGCGCAGGGUGCAGUGGUGAGCCUGAACGCGACGUUGGGUCUCAGCGAAUCGUACGAGCUCCAGGAAGGAGAUGAAUAUGCGGCAGAGGAGUACGGUGCGCCUGAGGGAGAGCAGGAGGAGGGGUACAGGGCAGACGAGUAUGGGGAUGCAGAGGGAAUGGAGUACAACACGGGAGGAAAUGAAGACGAAGUGCUGGACCUGCAGAUCAACGAGCCGCUGGACGAUGAAUUUCAAGUGGAGGAGCCGCAAGAAGUGCAGACUGACCAACAGGAAAUGACCGAGGCGGAGGGGGGGGAGCCUGAGGAGGAAGUCGAAGAUGUCUCGCAGGUUACAGAAGCAGAAGAGAUGGAGGCCGAGGCCGACGCGAAGGAAGAAUCUGACGAGGACGAAGAGGACGAUGAAGAAUCCGAGCGUCUGCGCUUCAAAACCGAGCGCAAAGACCGCACUGUGGUCCGUCUCUCAGAUACCACCAGCAAACGGCGGAACAUUCCGGAAACGCUGGAACUGACCGAAGAGGCUAAAGCGGACCUGAUGGAGUUUGAGGAGAAGGAAUGGCUGAGGAAACAAGGUCGCUUUGGUGGACGAGGGAGAGGAGGAGGAGUAGGGGGAGGAAGAGGAGGACCUCCCGCAUUCAUUAUGGGGGGUUUCCGUAAAGACGGAGGUGCAGGACGAGGGAGGAUGAACGAACCCAGACCUCCGCUGAUGCCGGUGAACUUAAUGCAGCCCAGAAUGAUUCAUCCUCAGUCCCAUCGUCCUCAGCCCCGCCCUUCCAUCCCACGUGGUGGUCCCGGUCUUUUCCCCACGCCACUCAUCCCGAUCCCCCAGCAGCCCCUGCAGUCCCUGAUGCCUCCGCGGUCGCCGGCGCAGCACCAGAGGCCCCAGCAGGAACUGCACCCACCACGCCCACACGGACACGCACUUCCACAUGCACACGCCAACCAGCAGCAGCAGCCCAAGAACAUUCACAUCAACCCGCAUUUCAGAGGCCCGUCGUCUUCCUCACCUGUCCAGGUUCCGUUGAUGUCGCCCGCUCCAAAUCAGCCCAGACCCAGCCUCGGCCCUCAGAGAUUCCCGGGCCCUGUGGAUUUCCAGCAGCACCUCCAGGGUAAUUUCCUCCAGCCUCAGAGGCCCCCGCCUCAGGAGCAGUGGAGAGGACCACCACCACCUCCACACCAGGAGAGGGAGCCGUUCUACAGCAACGAGCCACGGUUUCCAGCGCAACCCCUGUUCGAUCUCCCAGGCUCCGCCCCCCUGAUGAACAACAUGCUCCCUCUGUCCUUCCCUCAGCCGGGGCCAGGGUUCUGCCCCCCAGGCGGUGGAAUGUUCCAGAGAGACCUUCCUCCUCCUCGCCCCAAUUUGCCCCCUCCUCAACAGUCUCCUGCCCCGCCUGCGCCCCGCGGCUUCAUGGGACACAGGCAGCCGUUUCCUCCACAGCAGCACAACGCCCCCUUCAGUCCUCAGCACACGCCAUUCGGCAUGCAGGGCCUAAUGCAGUCACACCCUCAGCAGCAGCACCACGACCCUCCCCCACCUCUGCAUCAUCACCCGAUGCACCACCACCAGCAGCAGCACAGACAGGAAGUUCCUCCUCUUCCUCAUAAUCAGCACCACCAGCAUCAACACCAGGGCCAGCCUGGGGAGCAGCAUCCCAUCAUGCACCUCUCUCACCCGCCCUUCCGUCAGCCCAUUCUGGGUGGACCUCGACAGAUGAAGCCCCGCCCACAAAACAACAUGGGUCGCUUGAGAAUGGGGUCUCCUUCAUCCAUGCAGCAGCUCCAGAGCCACCCUCAGCGCAACAGUAACCUGCGCGAGCUCCCCAUCGCCCCCAGCAACAACUCCCCUGUCCGCCCCCCUCAGCCGAGGCCCAUGAUCAAGGUCACUCAGAAUGCCAGGCCUGGGCAGGGGGUUGGGGGAGGAGCCAUUGGACGAGGGCGUGGUUCUGCUAAAACCUCCCCGCCUCCAGGCAAUUCAGAGAUGAAGAAUGAAAUGCCAGCCACACAGACAAGCACACCUGUACAAAAAACACCAAACACGCCUGUGCAGGAUGAGGAAGAGGAUGAGGAGACCCGUCAGUACCGGCUGAAGAUCGAGGAACAGAAGCGAUUGCGUGAGGAAAUCCUUAAACGUAAGGAAAUGCGCAGGCAGAUGCAGGCCGGCGCGCGUAAAAAGGAGCUCCUGGAGCGCCUUGGGGGCCAAGCAACACCCCAAACACCCCCCAUGCAACCCCAAACCACCCCGACUCAACCCCAGACCACCCCAUCGCCCCCGUCAGCCACCCCCAACGGCGUUAAAUCCCGCCUACAGAACCCCAGCAUAGAGCAAAAGCAGAGCGUGCAGAACCCACAGAGACUCGUCCCACCGCUCCAGAGUCCCAACAUCGGCGCACCAUCGCCUCCAGAGGAGAAGAUCCCACCGAUCCAGAUGCAAGCUAACACCGUAAGGAAGAGGACCGUCAUGCAGCGCGUUAACUCCGGUGGCCUCGGCUCGCCUCAGAUCCCACAAAAAGUGCGAGUUGUUAAACGACUAACGGGCGGAGAGGAAGCUCCGCCCCUCCAGAAUCAGCCACAGCAGGUGAUUGGUCGAGCCGCUCCUCAGCAGAGACUGGGUGCCGUCAGGAAGGUCACGGUGGCAGCAGCUGGACCACAACAACAAUCACCACAGCAGCAGCCUGACGUGAACCAGAGUAACCGGGUGGUGGUCUCGGGCCGAGGACGCGGUCGUGGUGCUCGUGGCGGUCGGGUAGCGCCACAGAACAGGCCGAGUACCCGAGUCGCUGAGUCUCAGCCCAUCACGGUGUCUAUAGACGGCCUGUCGUCCUCCACCACAGAGAAACAGAUCAAAAACCUGCUCAACUCCAUUGGCCCUGUCCAGACGUUUAAGAUGAUGCCGCAGCAGCGGAAAGCCAUCGCCACGUUUGCGAAUCCUCAGCACGCGCUGAGUUUCCAGCACAGCUUCCACAGGCACAUGAUCGAUCUGUCCCACAUCGACGUGACCAUCAUCGACGGCUGAGCAUCGGGAACAAGAGAACGACCAGCGUAAACGCCGAGAGAUCGGAGCGAGCUCCCGGAAUCGAGGGCGCGUUUUACUCUAAAGCUCUCAAAACACUAAAGCAAGUUUUGGAGGAACUGAUGGUGGGGAAAAACAAACAAACAAAAAUGACAAACGACUCGGAUUUAUUCAUCCAUCCCUGGUUUCACUGAGAGCAGCUGUCCCUACGUUGUGUUAUCCACUCAAGUGAUAAUUCCCUAAACUGAUUCAAAAGUGGGGAAGCAGCUCUGACUGAAGAGACACCGUUUAUUAUUAUUAUAAUUAUUAUUAUUAUUAUUAUUAUUAUUAUUUUGACUGAUUGAUUGAUCAGUAAGUGAAACGAGAGGAAGGCUGUUUUUAUGCGAACCCGCAUAGUCGAUAACGAUGACGCUCGAUAACGGUCGCUCCCGUCCUCGUUUACACUUUUUUUAAAUACACACUCCUGGACAAGAUUUUUCUUUCUCUCUUUCCUUCUUUCUUUCUUUCUUUCUUUCUUUCUUUCAUUCUUUGAGAUGGAAAAGCAGGUUGGAGUUGGAGUUUUUUUUGCCGCCACUAGAGGGCAGUGUGCGAGUCGAAUUGUUUGUAAGCCAUUCGUUCACAGCGUAGUUAUGUUUAUUUGAGGUGGUAUGGAAGUACAUGUGGUUCGUAUUUCAGAAUGGUUCAUCCCAGUACAAUCACAUUUUCUCACAAUUAUGCAAUACGGGAUCAGAGUUUUAUUUGGAGGUCCGAUUUGCAGGUUUAAAUAUAUAUUUUUAUUAUCAACGUAAUCUCUUGAAUGGCUAGUUUUCCACAACAGCUAAAAUAAACAAAGAAAGAAUAAAAUUAAUUUGUCUCGAUUUCCUUCAGUGGAAUGUUAGCAGUAAGGUGGGGUUUUUUUGUUGUUGGGGUUUUUUUUUUUUUUUUUUUUUUUUUUUUUUUUUUGUUUUUUAAGGUUUAUACAUUUAAAUGAAAUAGUGAAAACACAACAGUGGUUCUGUGUCCUGCCCGUGUUCCAUAAAACGCCUAUGGUCGUAUAUGUGAGAAAUUCGUCGCCUCGUCUUUUUCAGUCAGACUGCAGCAUUUCCAGACUGGUCAAACAUGCUUGCUAGCGUAUUAGCAUUUGAUAAUUUUCGAUACGUUAACGGCAACAAAGCGGCAAACGGAAAUUUUUGCUAACCGGUGCGUGAUUUAGCCGUGGUUUUUUUUCUGUUUGUUAGAUUUUGAGACCUCAGUGUGUUUUCUCUUAGGUUUUUAUUUUUUAAAUACUAGCACUGCUUGCGGUGUCGCUAUUGUUACGUCCCAAAUGUUCAGUAUGUUUCCUCAAUUUGAAGGAAUUUUCCACUAACACUCUGCUAAUUUCACCCCAGCGCUUUGAUUUUUUCCCCCCUUCUUCAGCUUAUGUUAAGUGUAUAAUAUUUACAACUCCCUCGUUUCAUUUGCAACCGGAGCGUUAGAUUUUAAUAAGAUUGAGUUCUAAAGUGCACUUAGCCUCAUUUCCAUUCAGUUUGUAGCUCUUGUUACAUCCAAGCAUUGCGUUUUGUGUCUCAGUCUGAAGGAUUGUUAUGCUAGCUCUGUUCUAAUUAGCCUGUUUAGAUCAAUUUGUGGUGAUUUUAAGAGGUUAGGGGUUUGUUUUUGUGUUUUUUCCUGAGGUAAAAAUGUCCCCAUUUUUAUCAAUUUGUCCACUUUGUUACUUCAGCGCACUCUUCCAUUUCCCAAAUGUGAAGGAUUGUUAUGCUAGCCUUGCUAACUAGUGUUCUAGCAGCAUACAGAUCAGGCUUUCUUUCUCUAAUCUGUUCUGUCUCUUUCUAUUUUAUAUCCUACAUUAAAUGGUCGCUGUUUUUUUUCUUCUUCUUCUUUUUUAGUUUUAUAUAAAUGACCUGCUUCUUGUGCUACUUCUCAGUUUCGCUCAGCUUCUCUGUUCGAGUCUGACGGAUUAGCUUGCUAGCAUUGCGAACUACUUUGAGGUAAUUAUAGAUCAGUCGUUUUUUUUUUUUCCACCGGGCCACAACGAGAUUUUGUUUUGAAUCGCAUUUUCAUUCGUUUUCCGUUCAAGUCCGGACAUUUAGUGCUCCAGAGUCGUGAGGAUCGAAAGAUCGUUUCGCUAGCCUUGCUGACCAUCCUUGUGAGUGAUCGUCGUCAGUAUUUUCUUCUUCGUAUCCUGAGUUAUGAUGUUUUCCUCGGCCUUAGAUGGAUGUUUCAUUACGUCCCCGUCCCCUGACUUUCACAGUUUACUCGGUGCAUGUUAGCUAGUGUUUAUUGCUAUCUAGCGUUGUGGGCGAUUGCAGCUCAGUGUCUUUUCUCCUCAGGCUGUGGUUUUUAACAGGAUGGAUGUGUUUUGCACUACAUCACAGCGCCAUUUCCAUCGAUUUAAUCCGAAUGAAUGCCUCUUUUUAUGUUUCGAUCUUUUCGAUCCCCAUAGAAGCCGCCCUUGCCUUGUUCCUCUAGCAUCAAUUAUUCAUUAAUUGUCUAUUCUAUGCUUGUCCAGGAGUCACUGCGUGUCGGGAGCAGCCGCUAUCAGCGCUCACACUCAUGUACAUAAGAUGUGGCUAAAUUAGACGUUUGAGGAAUACCAACUGUAACAGCAAGUGAUUAUUUUUUUUCUUUUCUUUUUUUUUUCCCCCCCGCAUUAUAACUCUGGUUUAGUUGUUUUUUGUUUGUUUUUUUUGUACUAAAAUCAUUGCAUCGUUGUUGGAUCGUUUUACACGUUCUGUUUAAAGAAGCACGCUUAAGCCAAAGGUUUAUCUUUGGCAGGCUUAUUAUUUGAAGACGUUUUAAAGAUUAAAAAAAGGAAAAGAUCAAAAGAAUAAACCAUGGUCAUGUGUAUGCAAUGUAACGAUACGUAUGUGCAGGCGGUUCACUUUAAAGGUUUUGUGUAUGCGUGACGGUGGAAAAAAGUCUCUCUUCCUCAUUUCACCAUCUUAACGACUCCAUCCAUGUGUUUUGGGUUUAAGUGUGUGUGUGGGAGGGGGAAUACUUUUUUCAAUACUUUUUUCUUAGGCACUUUUUUGAGUUACUUCUUAAAUUCUUUAAAAAUUUUUUUUUUUUUUUUUUUUUUAAGCUUAGACUAAUAUAAAGAAAUAUAUUUUUCUCUCAUGAAAAAAUUUAAACCCAACAAGCUAUAGGUGAAUGCUGCUUUCACGUUUGGCGUAUUAUUAUUAUUAUUAUUAUUAGCAGUAUUAUUCAUUUAUUUAAUACAUUUUUUGGGGUGUGUUUUUGUUCCCAUUAUACAUAGUGAUAGUUAGUUAGCCAACACUAGCUUGGACUGGUAAGAGUGUUGCUAUGGUUGUAGUGUGGUUAUGUCACUUGUAUUUGGGGGGGGGGGGGGGGGGGGGUAAUUCAAACGUCCUGAUUUGCUCUAUAUAAAAUAUAUAUAUAUAUAUAUAUAUAAGUUAAUUUCAAGUUUUUAGUUAGAAGUGAUUUUAGAUAUAUUAAGUAGCUUAAGUGAAUGUCGGUCAUUUAUUAUUGUCUUGUCCACAGGUAUUCUCAUAAACAUUGGUAAGAUUAUACAUGGAUAUCAUUCUGUACGUGCAUGCUGAUUUUGUGCGCAUUUUUAUUUCAUGUCACAUUUAUUUAUUUAUUCCUUUAUUUAUUUAUUUGUUUGUUUAUUUAUUUUUAUACAUUUUGAUCUGCAGAUUUAAAGUGCACUUUAAGUCUUCAUGUAUAUGGAUUUAAAAAAAUUUUUUUUAAAUCCUCACGCGUUCAAAGCGUAUCGGCCGUGCCGACCCGUGUCACGUGACACAUUUCUAAAACGUGUAUAAGAUUUUAAAAACAAAACAGAAAAAUCUUAUAAGAAAGAAACCAGGGUUCAUAUUGAACCUUAAAGUAACUUCAUUAGAAGUUUGUUAGACGUUUAUUUAUUUAUUUAUUUAUUGAUUGUAUUUGUCGUACUGUGAUGUGAUUCAAUUAUUUAUUUGAACGUUCUGUAGGAUCUGCUCGUCAUUUAGGAGACUUUGUUAUAUUUUACUAAUUUCAGCCUCUGUUGUGUUUUUUCGCAGGUUAGAUGUUCCAGAGACUGCCAAAUGAGUGUCCCCCCCAACCCCCCCCCCCCCCCCCCCCCCCCCCCCCCCCUAUUUGUUUUAAAGGAACGGUUCAGCGACAAUUCCCCAGAUGUAGUCGAUCAGCUAAAGACAUGUUUGGUGUCCAGUGUUAGCUUCUUCGCUUUCCAGCAACAAGGCUAAUGAUGAUUGGGUGGGGGGAGGGGGGGGGAUUUAGGCCUGUGUUCAGCUAAAAAUAUUAGCCUCAUUGCUCCAGUGCAAAAGCUUCCAUCAGCCACCAAGAGUUUCAGCUGAUCGACUUUAAAGCGUUUUAUUUAUGUCUGACAUUUCAUCAUGGCUAAUUCAUUUGGCUAAAUUGGGCUAAUAAGGUGUUUUUAAUAUCUCUUAAAUGCUGACUUAGAAGCCAGUCUAAACACAGAGCCAUUCAGUGGAUUUGAGCUCAGAACCGUAAAGGAGCAGUGUGUAAGUUUUACAGCCCUCUGCUGCCUAUGAGACACCCGAAUCUAAAACAUCUCCUUCCGCAAACCUUAGACUUCCCACAACCAUUACAAUUAUCUUCGAGCUGCCUUUUAAAUAAUAAAUAAGAAAUGUAAACACAAAAUCAGCCAUUGUUUGUUUUUAAACUUGUCAAGUCACCUUAAUGUUUUAUUUUAUCUGUUUUAUCAGUCAUAAAGCAGAUAUUCUUUCUAAAUUUGGUUUGGGUUAUAUAGUGGAUUUGAUCUCAGAACCUUCUGGAAGGUUAAAGUAGCAGCGUGUCAUUUUUAAAGCCAUCCACGUGUUUGCGAGACUAGAACUGAAAGAAAAACCUUAAUCCUCACACCGUUGUUAAAAUUAUGCUCAAGUUUCCUUUAAGCAUUAGGGAUUAGAACUCAGAAACUUCUGGAACCUUUUAAUAUUUUUUAAAGCCUUCGGCUACCUUUGUGACAACUGAAACAAAAAAACAAUCGCCAAGCUUUCCUACGACUAAAAAAAAAAAAAUCAUAGUUAAUGAGGUGAAUCAGGCUUAAUGAGAAAUAUAAUAGGGAACCUGAUAUGAAGAGCCAGUAAGACCCAUUAGAGUUUUGAAAUUUUGUGAAUUACAGGUUGUUUUUUUUUACGGGGUCUUGGAAAUAAUCUGAUUAUUAAAGAAUUAGAAAUGGUUGUAAACUUUACAUACUGCACCUUUAACCGCUGAACCGGCACCUUUAAUAGAGAUUUCUGUCCAACUAAUGAUGGGUUUGUCCACAGCAUGUGAUUCCGGCGAUCAAGUUUAACUUCUAAUGCGAUUACAUUUCCCACAGGUCCAGGGUGGAUGAACAGAAUCACCAUCCUUCUAUCUCUGUCUUUUCUUUCUUUGCAGUAUUGCUAAACCCUAGAUAGAGAAAUCUAUGCAUCCUUUCAUCUCUGUAUCGGCAUAUCGGCUCGGCUUCUCCACACUGACUGCAGCAUUAAUGUUCACAUGACCUGCUUUUUAAAAAAUUUUUAUAUUAAAGCAGGGAGGAGGUGACGUGUGGAUUUCCUUAGUUUGUUUACCAUGGAUCAGUGACGCUGCACCCAAGCGAACAUUCACACACUCGCUCAGAGCUCCAAGCGAUUUGUCUGUCUGUUAAACACACACACACACACACACACACACACACACACACGUCUGCAUUGUUGUUGUGGAAAUGCUGCGUAUAAGAGACAAUGUACUGUACACACCAAAAGUCAUGUGAUCACUCGUUACUGUGUGGAGUAAACUGUGUGUUCCUAAACCGCUGUCAUUGACGUGUCAGUGUGUACACAUCCUUUUUCUGUCAUCAUGUAAAUGUCAAACUAAAUGUAAAUACAAAUCCAAAAGCAAUAAAACUACCUUAUACAA